AUGACAGAAAUUUCAACAGGAGGUUGUCCUAUAAAUCAUAAUAAUAAUAACAACAACAACAAUAAUAAUGACAAUGAUAAUAAUUUGAUAUCAAUUUUACAAUCAAAAAAUUCAAAAUGUCCCAUAGGUGAUAAUAAUAAUAAUAAUAAUCAGAUUGAUUCAUCAAAAGGAUGUUCUAGUGAUAAUCUGUCAUCAUCAUCAUCAUCAUCAUCAAUAACAAUAGAUCAAAAUCAAAACUCAUUAUUAAAUACAACACGUCAACGUUCUUCCAUUCCUCGUGUUUCAUCUAAUAUUGUUAGUAAUGGUAAUGAAGAUAAUAAUAAUAAUAAUAAUAAUAUUGAUAAUGACAACAAGAAUCAUUAUUGGGUGUAUCCAUCAGAACAAAUGUUUUUCAAUGCAAUGAAACGCAAAAAUUGGAAUCCUAAUACUGAGGAUAUGAAAGUUAUUGUACCCAUACAUAAUGCCGUGAAUGAAAAAGCAUGGAAAGAAAUUUUGGAAUGGGAAAAAUUACAUGAAAACAAAUGUGGUGGUCCAAGAUUAAUAAAUUUUCAAGGUAGAUCAAAAGAUUUUACACCAAAAGCAAGAAUUUUGAAUUUGUUAGGAUAUAAAUUACCAUUUGAUAGACAUGAUUGGGUAAUUGAUAGAUGUGGUAAACAUGUAACCUACAUAAUUGAUUUCUAUUCAGGUCAACCAGAUCCAAAAUUUCCUGAACGUGUUGCUUCAUUCUAUCUUGAUGUUCGUCCUGCUUUGACUUUCAAUGGGACAAUUGAUAGAAUAAGAAAAUGGGUUAACAGCUGGUUGGUAUAG
This is a messenger RNA of Entrophospora candida, 807 nucleotides long. The record is from the annotation of a GenBank genome assembly. Lineage: Eukaryota; Fungi; Glomeromycota; Glomeromycetes; Entrophosporales; Entrophosporaceae.